CGGCGGCGACUCAUGGGUGCUCUCCCCUUGUUCUCUCUUGCAGGCUCCAGGGAGCAGGGUGAAGGUGAGGGAGACAAUGGUCUCUGUAACUAUGGCCACUUCCGAGUGGAUCCAGUUCUUUAAGGAAGCCGGCAUUCCUCCGGGACCUGCUGUCAAUUAUGCAGUGAUGUUUGUGGAUAAUAGGAUCCAGAAGAGCAUGCUGCUGGAUCUCAACAAGGAAAUCAUGAAUGAGCUGGGCGUGACUGUGGUGGGCGACAUCAUUGCCAUCCUCAAGCAUGCCAAGGUGGUGCACCGCCAGGACAUGUGCAAAGCUGCCACUGAGUCGGUGCCCUGCAGCCCCAGCCCCCUUCCAGGCGAGAUUCGCCGAGGCGCCUCUAGCGCCGCCUCCCGGAUGAUCACCAACAGCCUGAACCGAGACUCCCCACCCAGCACUCCCCCCAGGCGGCCGGACACCAGCACCUCCAAGAUCUCUGUCACCGUGUCCAACAAGAUGGCAGCAAAGAGUGCCAAGGCUGCCGCCCUGGCCCGCCGGGAGGAGGAGAGCUUGACUGGUCCCACCAAGCGGCGCCGGGUCACGGCCGAGAUGGAGGGGAAGUACAUUAUCAACAUGCCCAAAGGCACCACCCCCCGGACCCGUAAGAUCCUGGAGCAGCAGCAGGCAGCGAAAGGUCUCCACAGGACGUCUGUGUUUGACCGCCUUGGCGCCGAGACCAAGGCAGACACGACGAUGGGGAAUAAACCCACAGGAGUCUUCAGCCGCCUGGGGGCCACCCCAGAGACGGACGAGGAUCUGGCUUGGGACAGUGACAACGAUAGCAGCAGCUCUGUCCUGCAGUAUGCCGGGGUCCUGAAGAAGCUAGGCCGGGCCCCAGCCAAAGCCAGUCCCCAGCCCGCACUAACUGUCAAAGCCAAGGCCACAAGCUCGGUGGCAACGGCUGCCGCCCCAACGCUGCGGCGCCUGGCAUUUUCCUCACGACCUGGGCUCGAGAGGAAGCCGGAGUCCCUAUCCAAAGUCAGCAUCAUCCAGAGACUGGGCAAGGCUGCCCUUGUGCCGGAGGCCCAGGACAGCCAGGUCACGAGCACCAAGAGCCCGACUGUCCGCUGCGUCCUGCCUGACCCUCCUGCACCUCCGGCCUCCCAGCGGCCCCCUCGUCGGCGGCGGUGGCGUCGAGCCUGUAGAGACUGUUAGCCGCCGUCACUCCUAGGCUGGAGGGACCUCCCCAGACCCCAGGCUGCAGCUGGGGCACCUGCCUGGGCAUCUUUUUCCCUGAAAGUCGGUGGCGGGUGGCGGAUAAGGGGCACUAAGAAGGGAAGCCAGCACUGAGAGAAGAAAACAGCUAUUUUAAUAUAUUUUUGUGACUUUCA
This is a messenger RNA of Lipotes vexillifer (Yangtze River dolphin), 1365 nucleotides long. It is a transcript of the gene CUNH19orf47, whose product is annotated as chromosome unknown C19orf47 homolog. Gene Ontology annotation, cellular component: nucleus. The record is from RefSeq and is a predicted model, not a curated record. Lineage: Eukaryota; Metazoa; Chordata; Mammalia; Artiodactyla; Lipotidae. Bases 77 to 1189 code for a protein of 370 amino acids. The transcript is spliced from 9 exons.